Messenger RNA from Radiomyces spectabilis, 1002 nucleotides. Its product is annotated as CDP-alcohol phosphatidyltransferase-domain-containing protein. The record is from RefSeq and is a predicted model, not a curated record. Gene Ontology annotation, molecular function: phosphotransferase activity, for other substituted phosphate groups. NCBI's taxonomy places the organism in Eukaryota, Fungi, Mucoromycota, Mucoromycetes, Mucorales, Radiomycetaceae. Gene Ontology annotation, cellular component: membrane. Gene Ontology annotation, biological process: phospholipid biosynthetic process. The transcript has 4 exons. Bases 1 to 1002 code for a protein of 333 amino acids.
AUGAUUGUACGCUAUCUUUCGUUUUUUUGUUUUUGUUUUUACAGUCCUAACCUUAUUACGCUCAUGGGCUUGUCGUGCAUUAUCGCUAAUGUGGCUACCUUGUUUUACUUUUCUCCUGAUCUCGGCGAAUGCCCUCAGUGGGUUUACUAUACAUUUGCCGCCGGUCUUUUCAUUUAUCAAUCGCUCGAUGCUAUCGAUGGCAAACAAGCUCGUCGCACUGGCACCUCGGGCCCUUUGGGAGAAUUAUUCGAUCAUUGCUGUGAUGCUUUGAAUACGACUUUGGGCACUUUAACUUGGGCCUCGGCUACGUAUCUUGGACAAAGCUGGUGGACCGUCGCUUCGCUUUGUGCUUCCUUGGCCAACUUUUACGUUUCCACGUGGGAAGAAUACCAUACCGGUGUGCUGUAUUUGGGCUAUUUCAGCGGUCCCGUCGAAGGUGUGCUGAUGCUUGUGGGUGUUCACUUCAUUUCGGGUGUGUUUGGUCCUGCUUUCUGGACAUUGACCGGUGUGGAAGUGUUCCCCAUGAUUGAUUGGUCCACCAAUGCUGUCGCUCGCUUCUUUGGCGGUAUGCAGCUCAACCAUGUCUUGAUUGUUAUUGGUGGAUUCGUUACCAUUUCCAACACCCUUAUGGCCAUUGUGAAUGUGCUUUGCGUGAAAUUCUGGCCUACGGAAUUAUCCCGCAAGGAUCAACCUGUCUGGAAGGCUUUGGCAGGACUUUUCCCCUUUAUCAACUUGUGCAUCUGGAGUGCCAAGUGGAUGAGCGUGUGGCCCGAUAUCGUGACUGAUCAUCUUGCUUUGUUUAUGCUGAUUCUGGGCUUAUUAUUCGCGCAUCAAGUCGGAAUCAUGAUCCUCGCUCAUGUGACCCAUCUUGAGUUCCCUCUUGUCGAUGUUCCCGUCACCCUGAUUAUCUCCAGUGGAUACUUCCUUGCCAGCUAUGAAGACACGAUCAGCCAGUACGUAAAAAGAUGUGUUCAAAUCCCCAACCCCAAGCGUGGUUCCUAA